AACUGUUUUAACAUACAACUUAGCCAAUUGAAGCUAUAACUUAUAUACUACACAACACAACAUAAUGGAUCCUCAAAGAAUUAUUGAAUUACAAAGAAGAUAUCAAGCUUCUAAUCAACCAUUAUGGUUAAGAGGUAAACAAUCUAAACUUUUAGUAUACCCAUUCUAUGCUUUAUUCACUGUUGCUACAGUUGUCCCAUUAUUCUAUGCUGGUAGAGCCUUAAUCCAUCCUCAAUUCCAAUGCAUAUCAAUUGACACUCAAUAA
Molecule: messenger RNA, 265 nt
Organism: Scheffersomyces amazonensis
Lineage: Eukaryota; Fungi; Ascomycota; Pichiomycetes; Serinales; Debaryomycetaceae
Gene: COX7
Product: cytochrome c oxidase subunit VII
Exons: 2
Coding region: 65-265 (66 amino acids)
Source: RefSeq, a predicted model, not a curated record